Molecule: messenger RNA, 1988 nt
Organism: Spinacia oleracea (spinach)
Lineage: Eukaryota; Viridiplantae; Streptophyta; Magnoliopsida; Caryophyllales; Amaranthaceae
Exons: 2
Coding region: 511-1422 (303 amino acids)
Source: RefSeq, a predicted model, not a curated record
UUUUCCCUCAUUUUCUCUCUCAAUAUACUGGAUUUCUUCUUUUCUUCAUGGUAUCAGAGCUAAAUCUCCUCUGAGAUUUAGGUUUCGAUUUUUUGAUUUCUUCGAUUUUGAUUGAUCGCAAGUAUUUUCUGCAAAUUGCGAGGUGUUCUGAAAGAUUGCUGCGAAAUUUCUGGCGAUUAAUCUCGUGAAAUUUCUUGCGCAAGCUUUGAAUCUUCAACAAAUCAGUGGUGUUUUUGUUGAUUCCUGAUCGAAAUGAAUACUGAAGAUUCUGAAAACUCAGCUUCUCAGUCAAACAAUGGAGGUAAUUUUGAUCCAUAUUUUGUUGCUAGCUCGGAUAAUCCUACUUCCUCUUUAGUUGCUGUAGUGUUCAAUGGACUGAAUUUUAUUCGUUGGAGUAGAAAUGUUUGAAGAGCAUUAGUGGCUAAAAACAAAGAAGGUUUCAUCAAUGGUGACAUAUUGAAACCAGCUGUUAAUCAUAAAGAUUAUCCUAAGUGGAAACGAGCUGAUUUUAUGGUAGUAAGCUGGAUAUUGAGUUCAAUGAAUAGUGAACUUGCUGAUGAUUUUGGAUACAUAGAUAAUGAUGUGGAGUUAUGGAAGGAAUUGACUGAGAGGUUUGGACAAUCUAAUGGUCCCUUGAUUUAUCAGUUAAAGAAAGAGAUAGAUAAUCUCAAUCAAGAAAACCUUACCAUAGUUACAUAUUAUGGCAAAUUGAAGAAACUUUGGGAUGAAAUGCAGAACCUAAGAGCUUUUCCUACUUGUACUUGUGGAGCUCUUAAUUCCUGCAGCUGUAUGUUCUUGAAAAAGGUUGCUGAAUUUGAGGAAGAAGAUAAAAUGAUGAAGUUCUUGCUUGGUUUAAAUGGAGGUUAUGAAGGUACUGUGACUAAUGUACUGUCUAUGGAUCCUCUUCCAACUAUUAAUCGAGUUUUUGCCAUCACUCAGCAAAUAGAAAAGCAGAAAGAAAUGCACAGUUUGACAACUGAAACUGCUGUUUUGAGUAGUAGUGCUAUGGCUGCACAAACUAACAAGGGUGGACAGUUUCAGAAGUUUGGUGUUACUUCUGGAAAGAAGGAUUGGAAAGAUUUGAAGAAAGAAAAGAUGCACAGAGUCUGUACUCACUGCAAAGGAAAGGGACACACAGCAGAUCAGUGUUUCAAAUUGAUUGGUUAUCCAGACUGGUAUAAUUCCAUUAAAGCUUCCAAAAAUUCUCAGUCGCAUGGAGACAGAUUUGCUGCAAAUGUUCAGACUAAUGCAACUGGAGAUACUCCUUUGGAUGAUACAAUUGGGGGCACUGGAGGUGUAAGUAGUGAGAUGUUAAAUGCAAUCUGCCAGGAAGUGAUGAAAGCAAUGAAGGGCAAGCAUAUGCAGAAUGCUGAUGCUGCUGGAGCUAAUUGUUCCUAUGCCAAUUAUGCAGGACCCCUCUAAUGCCAUGGUGCUUGGUGCUAGAAAAAGGAUACAAGGACUUUAUUACUUCCAGUCAAAGGUUAAGAAUAAAUCUGAUUCUGUUUGUCAAAAUUCAGAUUGCAAUGUAGUUGCUAAUGCAGUUGAAGGAACUGUAAUUGAUGUAAAUAUGACUAGUUUGCCAAAUAAGACUGCUACUAGUAUUUCUGAAUCUAGAAUGGAACACAAAGACAGUCUUGAUCUAUUGCAUGCUAGGCUAGGUCAUGCAUCCUUGUCAAAAUUGAAACAUAUUAAUGCUGAAUGUUGCAGAAAUAUUACAGAAUACAAUUGUGCUAUCUGUUGUCAUUCAAAGCAACACAUAUUUUCUUUUUCUGAAAGUGACAGCAGAGCAUCUGAUUGUUUUGACUUGGUACACUUAGAUUUGUGGGGACCCUACAGAGUUAAAAAUUUAGAUGGGGCAUCCUAUUUUUUAACUGUGCUAGAUGAUCAUAGCAGAGUUACAUGGACCUAUUUGUUAAAUAACAAAUUGCAAGUAGCAAAGAUCAUUUCUGAGUUUAUAUCUAUGGUUGAAACUCAAUUUAAAAAGAGAA